Molecule: messenger RNA, 2076 nt
Organism: Anopheles arabiensis
Lineage: Eukaryota; Metazoa; Arthropoda; Insecta; Diptera; Culicidae
Gene: Argl
Product: argininosuccinate lyase
Exons: 2
Coding region: 135-1577 (480 amino acids)
Cellular component (GO): cytosol
Molecular function (GO): argininosuccinate lyase activity
Source: RefSeq, a predicted model, not a curated record
CAACGUUUUAGAAGCUCAGUGGCUCUGUGCUGUACCCCGGCCUGGGAGUGAAAACGGUGCAAAUCGGUUCCAUCAGCUAAGUGAAGUGCAAAACGUAAAAUCGCAAAACGUCGCGCGUGUCUCUGCCACACAGAAUGAGUAAUCGCAAUAAUCGCAUGGUGUCGGCCGGCGAGCAGCAGCUGCCGACGCCGUUCAAGCUGUGGGGCGGCCGCUACUCCAAAGCAACCGACCACGUCCUGUCGAAGGUGAACAACUCGCUCACCGUGGACAAGCGGCUGUACUCGGAGGACAUCGACGGAUCGAUCGCGUACGCGAAGAGUCUGGCCGAGGCGGGCCUGCUGACGCAGAGCGAGUUUAAGGUGAUCGUGUACGGGCUGGACGCGAUACGGGACGAGUGGAGCAAGGGCACGAUCAAGCUGCUGCCGCGCGACGAAGACGUCCACACGGUGAACGAGCGCCGGCUGUUCGAGAUCAUUGGGCCGCAGAUCGCGGGCAAGCUGCACACGGGCCGCAGCCGCAACGAGCAGGUCGUGGUGGACAUGAAGCUGUGGAUGCGCAAUGCGAUCGCCGACCUGCAGCGCCUGCUGGUGGAGCUGGUCGGCGCCAUCAACGAGGUGGCCGACCGGCACAUCGACGUGCUGAUGCCGGGCUACACGCACAUGCAGCGGGCCCAGCCGGUCCGCUUCAGCCACUGGCUGCUGAGCUACGCGUUCUACUUCAAGGAAGAUUUCGACCGGUUCGAUGAGUUCGGGCGCCGGAUGAACGUGCUGCCGCUGGGCAGCGGGGCGCUGGCCGGCAAUCCGUUCAACAUCAACCGCCACAAGCUGGCGGCCGAUCUCGGCUUCGACGGCGUGUCCCCGAACAGCAUGAACGUGGUGAGCGAUCGGGACUUUGUGGUGGAGUUUAACUUCCUCUGCACGCUGGUCGCCGUCCACAUGAGCCGGCUGGCGGAGGAUCUGAUCCUGUACGCGACCAAGGAGUACAACUUUAUCGAGCUGUCGGAGGAGUACACGACGGGCAGCAGCUUGAUGCCGCAGAAGCGCAACCCGGACAGCUUGGAGCUGAUCCGCGGCAUUACUGGCCCGGUGUUUGGACAGCACUGUGCCAUCCUGAUGACGCUCAAGGGGCUGCCGUCCACGUACAACAAGGAUCUGCAGUGCGACAAGAGCGGCAUGUUCGCGGUGUACGACCAGAUGCAGAUGUGUCUGGUGCUGAUCGGUGGCAUCAUUCAGACGAUGCGGGUGGAUGAGGAUCGUUGUCUCAGCUCGCUCGGGUACGAGAUGCUCGCGACCGAUAUGGCCUACUAUCUGGUGCGCCGUGGCAUUCCCUUCCGGGAGGCACACCACAUCUCCGGCGAGGUAGUCGCCCACUCGGAAAAGGUAAAGAUCCCGAUUAACAAGCUGACGCUGGAGGAUCUGCAGGAAAUUAGUCCCCACUUUGACGAAACGAUCAGCCGCAUCUGGAACUACGAGAACAGCGUGGAGCAGUACACGGUGGUGGGCGGUACAUCGCGCCUGUCGGUGCAGGAACAGAUCCGGGUGUUGCGCGCGUUCGUGGAGGGACACGUACCGAGCUAAUUAGUGAGUCCAUCGAAGCAGACGACGAACCCCGAAUGUUUCUUUCGCCAGAAAACCCCCUCCAACCCGUAGUCAGUAAAACGAGUCGAUAUAACGCACUCUCUCUCUCUUUAGAUAUGUAUGUAUGUAUGUAUAUUUACGCAAGUAGUAGUAGCAGUAGUAGUAGUAGUUGCAGUGUAGUAGUAAUAGUAGUAGGCUACCAAAUAUUACAUUGUGAUCACAGGAUUGCCCCCUGACGACAGUGCGCGAUCCUCUCGAAACGCAUGCAAGUGUGUUGCUGUAGUUUGCUCUUGAUAUCUUGAUCGUUUGUCAAACGCGAACUACUCCCCCACCCCAUUCGGCAGGAAGGAGCAGCUAUCUAACUCUGCUGUUUGUGUUAAUGUUAGUGAGAGCACAUGUCGGACCUUAUGCACUAAGUGUGUUCGCAAGAAAGGAAAGUAAAAAAAAACACUACAAUGGAAAAAGGGCAAUAAUAAAUCUUUCGUUUUCGUAACAUUAA